Messenger RNA from Kluyveromyces marxianus DMKU3-1042, 1176 nucleotides. It is a transcript of the gene DOM34, whose product is annotated as protein DOM34. Bases 1 to 1176 code for a protein of 391 amino acids. Gene Ontology annotation, biological process: nuclear-transcribed mRNA catabolic process, non-stop decay; RNA surveillance; nonfunctional rRNA decay. Gene Ontology annotation, cellular component: cytoplasm. The record is from RefSeq and is a predicted model, not a curated record. The transcript has a single exon. Lineage: Eukaryota; Fungi; Ascomycota; Saccharomycetes; Saccharomycetales; Saccharomycetaceae.
AUGAAGCUUAUCAAUAAGGUUGAAGGAUCGGGUACCAAUGAAGGUACUAUCUUAACACUUCUUCCACAAGAUAAAGAAGAUUUGUUCACAUUGUAUAAUAUAAUCAAUACUGAUGAUGAGAUUAUCUUUAAGAAGAAAGUGACCUCUAAAACUGAGGAAAGUGGCAAGAAGAAAACUACACAACUUGAAAAAUUGAGAAUUAGAGUUGUAUCGUCAGAGUUUGAGCCUCAAAAUGAAUUCUUAAGGUAUAAAGGUGUAACCACAGAGGAUGAUUACUCAAAUGCCAACCAGGAUAUGCCAAUUGGAAAAUUCUUUAGUUUUACUAUUGAUUUCCAGUAUCCUUUCACAUUGAUAAAAAGCGACUAUAAUUCGUAUGUUUCCAAUCUUAUAAAGGAAGCUUGCAACAUUGAAGGUCGUUCUGAUAUGGCUGCGGUUGUCUUACAAGAGGGCAUUGCACAUAUAUGUUUAAUGAAUUCAUUCUCCACAGUGUUGAAGCAUAAAGUCGAAUAUAGUAUCCCAAAAAAGAAGCGGGCAACAGAUAUUAUGAAAUUUGAUGAUAAAGUUGAAAAGUUCUAUAAGGCCACAUAUGAGUCUAUGCUUAGACAUUUUGACUUCGAGAGUUUAAAAUGUAUUAUACUUUGCUCUCCAGGGUUUUAUGCAAAGACACUCUACGACAAAAUUUUGAAUUAUGCUAGGGAAACCAAAAAUAAAAGUGUCCUUUCAAACUCUAAUAAAUUCUUAGUAGCUCAUUGCUCCACUGGAUAUCUACAAGGAAUUGACGAAGUCUUGAAAAACCCUGCCUAUAAACAUAAAUUGGAAGAUGUUAAAAAUUCAAAGGAAGUCAUAAUAAUGGAUGAGUUUUUGGAUCAUUUAAAUAAGGAUGAUUUCAAAGCAUGGUAUGGUGAGCAAGAGAUUACAAAGGCCGCAGAAUUAGCUGCAAUAGAUACAUUAUUGAUAUCUGAUAGUUGGAUGCGUUCUGAUGAUGUAAAAAUUAGACAAAAGUCUUUGAACCUAGUCAAAGAAGUUGAACAGAGUGGAGGAAAAGCUUACAUUUUUAGUUCAUUGCAUAACAUUGGUGAGGAGCUUGAUCGUUUAACCGGUAUUGCUUGCAUCCUUAAGUACCCUAUUCCAGAUUUGGAUGAAGAUAUUGACGACGUUAGUGACGAAGAUAAUUAA